GCAACCAUUUUAAAAACAUUUGAUGGAUAUAACUCACCGCCCUAUCUAAUAGUAUUCUCGUACUACAGCUCCCAGAAGCUCCAUUUACUUGUCUGCAUAAAGCAAUCACAUCCAUGACUUGACACAGAUGAACCUCCGUUUCCUUCAACCAUGGGUCAAGGUUUCUCACUCACCACGCUCUCUGCGGGCUCUGCAGGUAUUGAUGUGCCGGAGCUCUCAGAUUUGGUCUAUGAGAAGUCCAUGGGAACUGCUCGGUUUAUGAAAAGUAUUCGCGCUCGUAGUCAAGAUGGAGUUGUACUCGUCAAGGUUGUCGUCAAGCCUUAUGCCAUGGAUCUCAAGAAGUAUAGGAAAAAGAUAAUACGUGAGCAACGCAAAUUGGAUCUACCCGACAGAAUCUAACAUAUCUGCGCAGGAGAACGAAAAGCCUUGGCAGAUGUCCCAAAUGCGCUUGCUUAUCAACGAAUAGCGGAGACCGAGACGAAUGGCUAUCUUGUGCGACAAUAUCUAUAUAGCUCCCUAUACGAUCGCAUGAGUACAAGACCAUUUUUAGAGGAUAUCGAGAGGAAAUGGCUCGCAUUUCAACUUUUAUGCGCCGUUCGCGACUGUCAUGCUAGGGACGUAUUUCAUGGAGAUAUAAAGACGGAGAAUGCAUUGGUUACUUCAUGGAACUGGUUAUAUCUUUCCGACUUCUCUUCCUCUUUCAAACCAACAACAUUACCGGAAGAUAAUCCGGCAGACUUCUCGUACUAUUUUGAUACUGCUGGACGAAGAACAUGCUAUCUAGCGCCAGAGAGGUUCUUGACCACAGGAGAAACGCCAGAUCCGAAAGCACCAAUUACUUGGGCUAUGGAUGUCUUCAGUGUCGGUUGUGUGAUUGCUGAGCUAUUUACGGAGACCCCUAUUUUCACAUUAAGCCAGCUAUACCAAUAUCGCAGGGGAGAGUAUGAUCCAGUUGCCUCACUGCUCAACCGAAUAACAGAUAAAGAUGUACGAGAAAUGGUGUCGCACAUGAUACAACUCAGUCCGGAAUCUAGAUAUUCAGCAGAAGAAUAUUUGCAAUUUUGGAGAAAGAAGGUCUUCCCAGAUUACUUUUACAGCUUUCUACAUCAAUACAUGGGAUUAAUCACGGACCCAUCGUCGGGAAGAACUCCAAUAUCUGGAUCGUCGGCUAAUCUGGGCGAAGCUGAUGAACGCAUUGAUCGUAUCUAUUACGACUUUGAUAAGAUUUCGUAUUUCUUAGGCUAUGAAAAUGAGAAACCAGCACCAGCUACUAGGAGUCUGUCUACAGGAACAAGCUUACGACCUAUCCCUGUACAUCUCAACAUACCGAACAAUGAGCACGUUGCUUCUGCUCUUGGUAGGCGACCUGUAGACGAUGGGACUUUGAUUUUCCUAACUUUAGUUGUAUCAUCAAUGCGAAAUACUGCAAGAGCCACCGCAAAGAUACGAGCUUGUGAUAUAUUACUGGCCUUCGCCGAGAGAUUGACCGAUGAAGCGAAACUAGAUCGGGUUCUUCCAUAUAUCAUGACGUUGCUCACUGAUAAAUCUGAACUUGUGAAAGUCGCAGCUAUUCGUACAGUAACCCAGCUUUUGGCUCUUGUUACGGUGGUCUCAGCAAUAAAUGCACAUGUUUUCCCAGAAUACAUCUUACCACGGAUGCAAAUAUUCCUCUCAGGUUCACCAACAGAGCCUGGCGCUUUGGUAAGAGCUACCUAUGCAGCAUGUCUUGGAAGCCUUGCGACUUCCGCCUCCAAGUUCCUCGAUAUGGUUGCAACUUUGAGAUCUGAUGGUUCACUUCCUACUUCAGACCCCGAUGCCGAUGACACCAUUAGUGGGGAAGCACCAUUCCAAGGCCUAUUUGACACAGCUCGAGCGGAGCUCAUAGAGAUAUUCGAAGCGCAUACCAAGGCCUUGAUAACAGACAACGACUCUUCUGUCAAAAGAGCUUUUCUGGGAUCUGUGCCAGAGCUAUGUAUGUUCUUUGGUACAGCAGACUCGAAUGAUAUUAUCUUGAGUCACCUUAAUACUUACUUAAAUGAUCGAAACUGGAUUUUAAAAUGUGCUUUCUUCGAGACGAUUGUGGGUGUUGCAACUUUUCUAGGCGGGACCAGUCUUGAAGAGUUCAUACUGCCGUUAAUGGUUCAGGCUUUGACGGAUCCUGAAGAGUUUGUAGUGAGGAGUGUCUUGCACUCGUUUGCUGAUAUGGCCCAGCUAGGUUUGUUUCAACGAUCAAAGAUAUGGGAAAUGGUAGAUGUUGUCAGCCGCUUCACAAUGCAUCCCAACAUCUGGAUAAGAGAAGCUGCGGUGAACUUCAUUUCAUCCGCAACUAUUUUCUUGUCCAGUGCCGACAAUCUAUGCAUUAUCUUACCGCUCAUCCGACCAUAUCUCAAGACUGGAGUUAACGACUACUCAGAAUUAGCUUUGCUUGAUGCACUCAAGAAACCAUUAUCGAGAGCAGUUCUUGAUAUGUCUAUUAACUGGGCUCUGAAAGUGGAUAGAGGCAUAUUCUGGAAACCUGUCAAUCAGUUACGAACGUUUUCUUUCAGCUCGUGCAAUUUUGUACCGACUAUUUCAUCAAACGAGUCUGGUCAUAACCCUUUACACAGAAUACCAAAGAAUGAAGAGGAUGAACAAUGGUUGGCCAAACUUCGAAAUAUAGGAAUGAGCCACGACGAUGAAGCAAAGUUACUUGCCUUGAGAGAAUAUAUAUGGCGCCUUGCACCUUCAAAAGCUAGAGAAGGUUCAACACAUCCAUCCUAUCUAAAUAACGUCAUCAAUCUUCGAAGCCUCAAUAUCACACCACAGACAGUAAUGUUCGAUGAACAGAUUACAGAAGAACCACCACGCAAAAUUAGUAAUGGCUUAGAGGGCAAUGGGGAACAGCACUCCAUUACUGAUGCUUUACUAGAUGCUUCCAUGACCAUCGAUGAUCCCAUUGCCAAAAGAAAACUUUCUGCGAUGAAUAGACAUAAAUCGAAAGCCGGCCUACCAAUUACGAGUAACGGAUUGGAGCCGCACUCUCCAACUUUAUCACCAGCAUUCCUAUCCCCUUCGGAUUCCUCGACACCUCGGUCCUCUUCAACGCCACGAAAAGGAUCGUUGGUACGCCCUGGAAGCCCAGACACAACUGGUCAAAUGAGUGACGAUGGAACAGCGUCACUGUUGGAAGCUACACCUAUCAAGUCAGGGGAUACUGUUCGUGGUAUGCGCCAUAAGCCUUCUGCGAUGACUCUCAUGAAUCGUAAAGAAUCGGGAAAAAGUGUUCCCGAGACAGGUACUACUUCAACAAAUGCGUUCGGUAAAGUUGAAGGACCUUUCACACAAUUCACAACUCAACCUUUGCCAAUAAGUCUGGCAAGAGAUCAGGAUGGCUCAGCAAAAAGCGAAAUUCGAUUCAGAGCAGCUCAUACCUAUUCAGGUAACGAUCCAAACAUACUAAAAAUGCUGGAUGCGAUGUAUGUGGACAAUUACCCCAAUGAUAUUGCAGAAUUUGGACCUAUGAUCGCACCGUCGAGUCGGCGCAGAGCUAUUAGUAGAAAUAAUAGUCAAGCUGCGGACAAACCAUGGAGGCCUGAGGGUACGCUUGUUGCUACUUUUGCUGAGCAUGUUGGACCAAUUCAUCAUAUUGCUGUUGCUCCAGAUCAUGUCUUCUUCCUCACUGGCGGAGAUGAUGGUUGUGUAAAAAUCUGGGAUACUGGGAGACUUGAACGGAAUAUCGCUCAUCGAUCCAGACAAACACACAAACAUGGAAAUGAUGCCAAAGUUACUGCAUUAUGUUUUGUGGAGCACACGCACUCUUUUGUCAGCUGCGGAAGUGAUGGAAGUAUCAAUGUAGUCAAAGUUGAUUGUAUCCAAAGUGGUGGAGUGGGAAGAUAUGGUAAACUUCGCCUUUUGCGCGAGUAUCAGCUCCAGAAAAACGAAUUUGCUCUUUGGGCGGAGCAUUUUAAACUAGAAACGAAUUCCGUUUUGCUUAUUGCCACAAAUCGUUCAAGGGUCUUGGCUAUCGAUUUAAGAGCCAUGACAAUUCUCUAUACUUUAGAGAAUCCUGUGCACCAUGGCACUCCUACAUGUUUCUGUAUAGAUAAAAAACGUAGCUGGUUAUUACUUGGAACUUCCCAUGGUAUCUUGGAUCUGUGGGAUCUACGGUUCAAAGUCCGUCUGAAGGCUUGGGGUGUACCAGGAGCCACAUCUAUAUACCGAAUUCGUAUUCAUCCUACCAGAGGUCGAGGAAGAUGGGUUUGUGUUGCUGGUGGUAGUGGACAGGGAGAAGUUACUGUCUGGGAUGUCGAAAAGACGCAAUGUCGAGAAGUUUAUCGAUCUGGGUCAAGUCGAGAGGCGCCAAAGAAUUAUGAACCUUGGCCUGUGGAUGAGGAUCGUCCAGAAGGUAUGCUUGGCCGUUUUGCAGGAGCUCUUGAGCCAACAGCCACUGCCUCAAAUUAUGGCAUUCGUGCUAUGAUUGCCGGCACUGAUGCCAAUGAUGAUAAUCGUGAUGUCAAAUAUGGUUUUCUUAUCACUGGUGGUUCGGACCGGAAGAUCCGUUUUUGGGAUCUAUCGCGCGUUGAAAGUUCAAUGGUUGUGAGUGGUUUAGAGACUGAUGAGCUCAAACCGUCUUACGCUAGCUCACAUCCUACACCAAUACUUACAUUGAACAACGAGCGAGUCCCCAGACAGAACCCAACAGCCCCUAAUGCUGGAACAAGAGACAGGGGCAAUGAUGGAGGUAAAGCAGAGGGGGGUAGUAAAGGAGGUGGAAAGGCGCCAAGGAGUACGGUUAUUUCGUUGCAAGGACAGAAAUUAUUGAGGGCGCAUUUGGAUUCAAUUUUGGAUGUGGCGUUGCUAGAGAGUCCUUACGGUAUGAUGGUUAGUGUUGAUAGAGGGGGCGUUAUCUUUGUCUUUCAGUGAAUUGAGUGGGAUUCUGAGAAUAUACGAGGGAUAGGAGUUAUGGACUUGGUGGUAAACAAAUCCUUGAGAUUGAGGAUGGGAAAUGGGGUUAUUGUGAUAUUGAGACGAGUGGUAUACAUAGAUUGAGCGAUGAGCUCAUGGAUCUAUUAGACGAUAGUAAUGAAUCAUUA
Molecule: messenger RNA, 5072 nt
Organism: Sclerotinia trifoliorum
Lineage: Eukaryota; Fungi; Ascomycota; Leotiomycetes; Helotiales; Sclerotiniaceae
Source: the annotation of a GenBank genome assembly